This is a messenger RNA of Paramecium sonneborni, 852 nucleotides long. Lineage: Eukaryota; Ciliophora; Oligohymenophorea; Peniculida; Parameciidae. The record is from the annotation of a GenBank genome assembly.
GCCAUGUUUUCUUUUGCUGAAAUAAGAGAUUUAUUAACAAGAGAUAAAGUAUCAUUUUUAAUGAAUCUCUUAGUCUAAAACAUUCAACAAGCACAAUCCAUUCUAUAAAUAUGAUUCCUCUAGUCCUUGCAGAAGGGAUAUUCUCAUUCAAUGGAUUGUUGCAGUAAAUAUUUAUAUUAUAAUUAGCAAUCAUCUCAAUUCAAGCAUUCAAUAAAAACCUUAGAACUGGCAGUGCUUAUAAUUGAUACAUACUUAAAUUAUUUUAAUAUCACAAUAGAGUACUUACAACUGUUAGGAAUCUCAGCAUAUUCAAUUGCCUCUAAAGUAAACAUGUAUUUUUAUCAAAUUAGUUUAAUGAAACAGAAAUCAUGUCUUAAAUUAAAUUGUACAACCAAGAAAGCUAGCCCUUAUACAAGGAUGAGGAAUAUGAUGAAAUGGAAGAGUAAAUUCUAAAAGCUAUGUCAUAUUAAUUAAAUCUUAUUACUACAUCAGAUUUUUUAGUAGCUAUGAAUGUAGAAGUUGAUGAAAAUGUCUAGAAUUUAUUGAUGUUCAUUCUUAUAGGUAUAAUAAUCUCAUAAUAUUUAUAUAGACUUUGAAAUUUAUCGAUAUUCUCAUUUUGAAUUAGCUUUAGCAAUUAUGCACUACCAGAAUGAUACAAGGGUUGAUUUUUCAUAGAAAAUUCUAAAUGUAUCUUAAUUAAUUCAUAAAAAAUUAAUUAAAGCACAAGAAAUCUAAUCUGAAAAAAUUGAAUAAGAAGAUACUAAAUCUAUGGAGAGAAGUCCCUUAAUUCAUAAAAAGAUUUCUAAAAAAAAAGAAUCUCAAAAACAAAGAUUAAUGUAACAACAGAAUUGA